AUGCUACUUUUUUUCGCAAAAAAAUUUGCUCGUCCCCUAAGUCUUGAAUGGUACAAUAUCGCUCGUCGAGAGGAAACCACUCCCUUCGCUCCAGAGCGACGAAUUCCUUCUCGCGUUCCUUCGACAGACGAGACGACGACGAGGACCCGCGUGCGGGUGAACCGGCAGGAGGAAUACCAGAGCCUGCUGGGAUUCGGCGGGGCGUUCACGGAUGCGGCCGGACUCAACAUCAAGUCUCUGGAGCCUGCGGCUCAGGAACUCAUCAUCAGAUCCUACUUCGCCCCAGAGGGAAUCCGCUACAACAUCGGCCGCAUCCCGAUGGGCGGGAGCGACUUCUCCACUCGGCCUUACUCCUACGACGACGUCGAGGGCGACGAGGCCUUCGAGUUCUGGUCCCUCGCCUUCGAGGACCUCGAGUACAAGAUCCCCCUCGUCCACCUGGCGAGGGAGGUGUCCGAGGAGGAGGUCCUCCUGUUCGGGUCCGCCUGGUCCGCUCCCAGGUGGAUGAAGACCAACAACGACUUCAUCGGCGAGGGCCGGCUCAAGGACGAGUACUACCAACUCUGGGCAGAUUAUUUCAUCAAGUUUCUCGAGGCAUACUCGGCGGCAGGACUGGACAUGUGGGGACUGACGGCGGGGAACGAGCCGACGAACGGGAACAUCCCGGGUUUCAGCUUCAACUGCAUGGGAUGGACGCCGGAGACCCAGCGGAAGUGGGUGGCGGAGAACCUCGGUCCCACCCUGAGGGCGGCCGGGUACGGCAAGGACAACUUGACCUUGAUGGUGUUCGACGACCAGCGCGCUUACGUCGAGACGUGGCUGCCGACGAUCCUGGGCGACCCCGUGAUCGGCGAAUACGUGUCGGGCUGGGCCGUGCAUUGGUACUGGAACUGGCUGUUCGGGCCGGAGAUCCUGGACGGGGCCCACGCGGACUACCCCGACUUUUGGAUCCUGGCGACGGAGGCGUGCGAGGGAUCCGACCUCGGCGAGCCUCCCGUGUCGCUCGGGAAUUGGCUCUAUGCGGAGUCCUAUGCGCAUAACAUCAUCGAGGACCUGAACCACUGGGUGAGAGGUUGGGUGGACUGGAACCUGGCCCUGGACCUGGAGGGGGGACCCAACUGGGCCGCCAACGAGGUGGACGCCGGAAUCAUCGUGAACGCGACGGCCGGCGAGUUCUACAAGAACCCGAUCUUCUACGCCUUGGGCCACUUCUCCAAGUUCAUCCCGAGGGGGUCCGUUCGCCUGGGGCUGGAGGUGGCCGGGGCGGUCGAGGCCCUGGCCACGAGCACGCCCGAAGGGGAUGUCGUCGUCGUCCUGCUCAACACUCCACUCGCGGCAAGCUCGGCCAUCGACUAUCGAUCUGCACGAAGUCGACUGUCGAUCGACGAUCGCAUCGAAAUGUAUGUUUCUCUCGUUCGAUUCGACAGAAGCGGAGCGGAGCAAGUGGUGGAGAUCGAGGAUGGAGACAGAUUCGUCUCGCACACCAUGCCUGCCAAGUCGCUCGUGACCUUGCUCUGGAGCACAUCCGUGGAAUAA
Messenger RNA from Darwinula stevensoni, 1536 nucleotides. The record is from the annotation of a GenBank genome assembly. NCBI's taxonomy places the organism in Eukaryota, Metazoa, Arthropoda, Ostracoda, Podocopida, Darwinulidae.